Molecule: messenger RNA, 687 nt
Organism: Dioscorea cayenensis subsp. rotundata (Guinea yam)
Lineage: Eukaryota; Viridiplantae; Streptophyta; Magnoliopsida; Dioscoreales; Dioscoreaceae
Product: 60S ribosomal protein L26-1-like
Exons: 1
Coding region: 35-490 (151 amino acids)
Biological process (GO): cytoplasmic translation; ribosomal large subunit biogenesis
Cellular component (GO): cytosolic large ribosomal subunit; ribosome
Molecular function (GO): structural constituent of ribosome; RNA binding
Source: RefSeq, a predicted model, not a curated record
GCCUCGCCGGCGAGAGACAGAGAGAGAGAGAGAGAUGAAGUAUAACCCUCGCGUAUCAAGCUCGCGGCGCAAGAGCCGGAAGGCGCACUUCACGGCGCCUUCGAGUGUCCGGCGAGUGCUGAUGAGCGCGCCGCUCUCCGGAGACCUACGCCACAAGUACAACGUCCGAUCGGUGCCAAUACGGAAGGACGAUGAGAUCCAGGUGGUGCGUGGGACUUUCAAGGGCCGCGAGGGUAAGGUCGUGCAGGUAUACCGCCGCCGCUGGGUUAUCCACGUUGAGCGCAUCACCAGGGAGAAGGCAAAUGGAUCCACCGUCAACGUUGGGCUUGAUCCGUCCAAGGUGGUCAUCACCAAGUUGAAGCUAGACAAAGAUCGGAAGGCGCUGCUUGAUCGCAAGGCCAAGGGGCGGGCUGCUGAUAAGGCCAAGGGGAAGUUUUCCGCCGAGGAGGUCGCUGCAGCUGGCGCGCCUUCUCUCCAGGAGGUCGAUUGAUUUAUUUCCUCUUUGAUGUUUUGGUCGUAUCUUUAUCAUUUAUGGUUCUAGGGUUUCGAAAGUGUUUAAUGUUUUUAAAAAAUUGUGACGAGGUACUGAAGUUUUGAUUAGAGUUAAUUUGUUGUGGUUUUGAUUUUGUGUUAAUUUUGCUAUCAAACUCGUGGAUUUAGUUAACUGUAUGAAUUUUUAUUGCAUCA